Lactuca virosa is the source of this 1047-nucleotide messenger RNA. The record is from the annotation of a GenBank genome assembly. Lineage: Eukaryota; Viridiplantae; Streptophyta; Magnoliopsida; Asterales; Asteraceae.
AUGAAAGAUUGGUUAAAGAAAGGUGUACUAAUCGGUGAAUCACAUAGUCUCGAUCAUAUGGCUAAUCUACACACACUCGGAAUCAUAAAAGAAGAAACGAAGUAUCUUGGAGGCCUUAAACUCGCCAUACACUUCCGGUGGUCAGCAGAAGCAAAAGAAUACCUAGAAGAUAAAAAUCGAUGGCAAGACUGGUUCAAGUGGUUGGUUAUGGCAGAUCAGUUUCAUCAGGAUUAUGAACGAGUUGCCUGGCUUAAGAUUACAGGCGUUCCUUUACAGUUAUGGGAAGAAAAUAAUUUCUCGAUUAUCGCCAGUCGAUAUGGUAAAGUUCUUAACCCAUUUGAUGGCAUAUCCAAUAGGAGAGACUACUCCAUGGGAAAAGUCAGCGUACUCACCUCAACAAGGAGAUGGAUCAACGACGAAAUCAUCGUUAAUUCUAACGGAUGUGAAUUCAAGGUUGGAGUCGUGGAGUACACCGACGACCGGUCUCCAUUCAAACCGGCUCCAUUCGACAAGGUAGACGACUCGGAGGAGGAAGACGAUAACACAGAAGGAAUCUCGGAAACCUGGAUGGAGGAGGAGAUGGAGGAACCAGAAGAAGGUGAAAUUCGAUCGUUGAACACAGUGAAGACCGACACCCAGCCGACUAAUCAUCAAUCUCCGGCGGUUCCGGCGGCCGUAGCACUUUCCCCGGCAACGAAAUCGGUAAACGGGAGAAUCGAAAAGUCUCCAACCAGUGCAUCGUUGGAUCCAAGUUACGAGAAGACGUGUAAUGUUGCAUUAACUAAUCUUAAUGCAGGAACGACGUUUAAAGUGCCCAAUGUAGAUUCUAGGUCAAACCAAGAAUGUGAUGCUUACAUCCCCAUAAAUGGGCCACCGGUAACUUACACUCUUGGGCCACUGGAGAACUUAGUUCCACUUGGAUGUUUUGGGCCAUUCCCCAACAAUACUAUGCCACUCUCCUUCACAUCCCAGCAGGCCCAAAAUAACGAAUUACACUCCAACUCGAACAGUGGCGGUGGACCUAAACAUAAAAAAAAGGAAAAAUGA